Molecule: messenger RNA, 2286 nt
Organism: Lathyrus sativus (Indian pea)
Lineage: Eukaryota; Viridiplantae; Streptophyta; Magnoliopsida; Fabales; Fabaceae
Source: the annotation of a GenBank genome assembly
AUGGUGAUGCGCAUAUCUACGCUGAAAUUUGAUCAUGCCGAACUCAUCUCUCUCUCCAAGCGCCUCACAGCCCUUCAAUCGCUUCUUCCAUUCCACGCCAUCACAGUCACUACCGGCAACUCCACCAACCCCUUCAUUGCCGCUAGACUCAUCUCUCUCUACGACACUCUCAACCACCCUUCUUCCUCUUCAACCCUCUUCCACUCCCUUCCUUUCAAAGACAUUUUCCUGUGGAACUCCUUCCUCAAAACCCUCUUCUCUCGCUCCCUUUUCCCUCAGCUUCUCUCUUUUUACUCCCUCAUGCGCUCUUCCAAUGUCUUGCCAAAUCACUUCACUUUCCCUAUGGUUGCUUCUUCUUAUGCCCACUUGAUGCUUCUCCCUUUUGGGAUGAACCUUCAUGGAUUGGCUUAUAAAGUUGGGUUUUUUCCUUCUAGUUCGGCUGUUGGGUCUUCCUUUGUGUCGUUGUAUUCAAGGUGUGGUGAAAUGAAUGAUGCGGUUAAGGUGUUUGAUGAAAUUUCUGUCAGGGAUGUGGUUGCUUGGACUGCACUUGUUAUUGGGUAUGUGCAAAACGGGGAGAGUGAGAAGGGUUUGAAGUGUAUUAGUGAGAUGUAUGCUGCUGGGGGUGAUCAUGAUGCUCAGAGGCCUAAUUCCAGGACAUUUGAGGGUGGGUUUCUUGCUUGUGGGAAUCUGGGUGAUUUGUUUAGUGGCAGGUGUUUGCAUGGUUUGGUUGUGAAAAAUGGGAUUGGAUGUUCACUUGUUAUACAAUCUUCGAUUUUGUCUAUGUAUAGUAAAUGUGGUGUGCCUCAAGAAGCUUAUCAAUCCUUUUGUGAAGUGAUCAACAAAGAUCUUUUGUCGUGGACAUCCGUCAUUGGUGUUUAUGCUAGGUUUGGGUUGAUGUGUGAUUGUGUGAGAUUCUUUUGGGAAAUGCAGGAAAGUCAGGUGUACCCGGAUGGAAUUGUUAUUGGUUGUAUUCUUUCGGGUUUUGGUCAUUCCGCGGAUGUAUCUGGAGGGAAAGCUUUUCAUGGAUUAGUUAUUAGGAGACAUUAUGUGCCUGAUGAGAUGGUUGAUAAUUCAUUGUUGUUUAUGUACUGCAAAUUUGGAAUGUUAAGUUUUGCCGAGAGGCUCUUCUAUUGGUGUCAAGGGAGCACAAAGUGCUGGAACUCUAUGGUUGUUGGCUACGGUAGAAUAGGCAACAACUUAAAAUGUAUUGAACUCUUCCGGGAAAUGCAGUAUUUAGGUAUUUGUUCUGAAUCGGUUAGCGCAAUUUCUGCAAUUGCUUCGUGUGGUCAGUUAAAAGAACCCAACUUGGGAAGGUCAAUUCAUUGCAAUGUGAUAAAAGGUUUUAUGGAUGAGACUCUCUCAGUAACCAAUUCACUCAUAGAAAUGUAUGGAAAAUGUGAUAAAAUGACCGUUGCUUGGAGAAUAUUUAAUCGGACUGAGAGGGAUGUUAUCUUGUGGAACACUCUGAUUUCAGCUCAUAUUCAUCUCAAGCAUCAUGAAGAGGCCAUAAGUUUAUUUAAUACGAUGAUUAUGGAGGACCAGAAGCCUAACACAGCCACUUUGGCGGUAGUGCUUUCAGCUUGUUCUCACCUUGCAUCUCUAGAGAAAGGAGAGAGAGUUCACGACUACAUAAAUGAAAAAGGUUUUAAGCUCAAUUUACUGCUUGGCACAGCUUUGGUUGAUAUGUAUGCCAAGUGUGGGCAGCUAGAGAAAUCAAGGGAGGUAUUUGACUCGAUGAUGGAAAAGGAUGUAAUUUGCUGGAAUGCAAUGAUCUCGGGCUAUGGAAUGAAUGGAUAUGUAGAAUCUGCGGUGGAGAUAUUCAAUCUUAUGGAGGAAUCAAAUAUUAAGCCAAAUGAAAUUACUUUCCUCUCUCUUCUCUCAGCGUGUGCCCAUGCAGGACUUGUUGAAGAAGGGAAAUACUUGUUCGCUAAAAUGCAAAGCUAUUCCGUGAAGCCCAAUUUAAAACACUAUACUUGUAUGGUAGAUCUUUUGGGAAGGUCCUGUAAUUUAGAAGAAGCAGAAGAAUUGGUCUUAUCCAUGCCUGUUUCUCCGGAUGGUGGCGUGUGGGGAGCGCUGUUAAGUGCUUGUAAAACUCACAAUCAAAUUGAAAUGGGAAUAAGAAUCGCCAAGUAUGCUAUUGACUCUGAACCAGAAAAUGAUGGAUACUAUAUAAUGCUAGCCAAUAUGUAUAGCUCUAUUGGGAGAUGGGAAGAAGCAGAAAAUGUGAGAAGGACAAUGAAAGAUAGGUGUUUGCUGGGAAAGAAAGCUGGUUGGAGUGUGCUCUGA